CCUCAUGUCUCUAGAGAUCCUCUGCUUCGACGGGGGGAGUUCGUGUCGUCGGAAGUCCCCACUCCCAAACUGCCAUGGCGGCCUGCUAUUGUUACUCUGGCAGAGACCUCCCCAUACACGGGCCUUCGCCCUUCCUCGGACACAUCCCUCGCUCUCUCGGAAAAUGCCAUUCUAGACAAAGUUUCCAAAGCUCGGCUCCUUCAUCUAAAAUUAGUGCAAUCUUUUGGGGGCCUAGGAAGACUCUCGAGCCGCAUGAAAUGGAUGUUUCCCUUGAGCCAUUUACUUUGACUGGGUCAGCCCUAGAGGAACUCUCAUCCAAUGAGAUAAAGCAUCAGAAAAUAUCCCUUUCAGUGGUUUCAUCAAUUUCCGAGAUCUCGUCAAAGGACUGGGAUGCAUGUGUAAUGGAUGCAGCCGGCCUUGAAAAACUGAAUCCAUUUCUUACCCAUGGUUUUCUUUCAAGCUUAGAGGAAACUGGAUGUGCCGUGAAGGAAACAGGAUGGGUGCCUCGGCAUCUUAUUGCCCAGGAUGAAUACGAAAAUAUCGUAGGUGUUGUUCCACUUUAUCUUAAAAGUCACUCGUAUGGAGAAUUCGUCUUUGACUAUUCUUGGGCUGAUGCCUACUACAGCUACGGCGCUCAAUAUUAUCCAAAGUUGCAAUGUUGUGUUCCUUUUACUCCAGUAACAGGUCACAGGAUAUUAGUCCGGAACACUUGGUAUCGGGAUCAAGUCUUUGACAAGUUAGUAUCAGCAAUGAAGGAUCUUACUGCUGAGUUCCAGGUCUCAUCAUUGCAUGUGACCUUUCCAUCUGAAAAUGAGUGGCACAAAAUGAAGGAAAAUGGAUUUCUGCAGAGAAUAGGCAUGCAAUACCAUUGGAAAAAUCGUAAUUAUAAGAAUUUUGAUGAAUUCUUGAUGGAUAUGAGGCAAAGCAAACGGAAAAAUGUUCGUCAAGAGCGGAAAAAGAUUUCAACUCAAAAUUUAACAAUGAAACGCCUCCGUGGAGAUGAAAUAAAGGCUAAGCAUUGGGAUUCCUUCUACAAGUUCUAUCGGAACACAACAGAUAACAAGUGGGGUAGAGCUUUCUUGACAAGGGACUUCUUUCACAACAUGGGAUCAAAGAUGGGAGAUCGUGUGCUGCUUGUAGUCGCUGAAGAUGGGGACGAACUCGUUGCAGGAGCUCUUAAUCUUAUUGGUGGAGAUACUCUUUAUGGGCGCUUGUGGGGAUGUCUCCCGGAAGCCUAUUAUCCAAGUUUGCAUUUUGAAGCAUGUUAUUACCAGGCAAUAGAAGCAGCUAUUGAAUUAAACCUAAAUAAAGUAGAGGCUGGAGCUCAAGGAGAGCACAAAAUUCAGAGGGGUUAUCUGCCGGUGACAACAUACAGCUGCCACUACAUUCAAGACAAUGCUUUUAGAAAAGCCAUAGAGGAAUUUCUAGUGCGUGAGACUGAUCAGGUUAAGCAUGUUAUAAAGUUACUGCAUGAUUCUGGACCAUUUAAGGAAGGCAUACAAUAAGGAAAGAUCAUUGUUACCUUUCAGAGCUUGUAUAUAGGAGUAAGUUUUAUGAAAUGGGGUCGUGCUAUUUAUGCAAAAAUGCAAUUUUAUGUGCAUAUAUAUUCAAGAAUUUCCUGACCUUUCUACAUUUCAUGAAGCAACUGAAAUUAUUUCAAAAAUCAAAAGAAUCGCUGAAUCAUUUAUAAAUUGUGCGGGAAAUUUCUUUUGUCAAGAUAUGAUUGAUACAGAGUAUAGUCACGCAAUCAGGACAUGCACGUGACGUGAGUAAAAUCCAAACUUCCCAAAUUGUGGGACCCACUUUAGAUGAGGUAUGGGCCCCAAGAUCAAAUUGAUUAGAACAUUUAUCUGUUGAAAUCAGAUCUUUAGACUAUUUUUCAUUUUAUCUGCUGAGGUUUAUCAAUGUGGCCACCUAGGUUUGUGCAUUCAGCACGAUUCUUGGAUUAUGACCCAUCUGUAGCGGGGCCAUGGUUCAAAUGGGUUCAAUUCAAGAUGCAUGUUGCCGUGCUACUUUUCUUGUGUGCAUGCGUAUGGAUCAUCAUAGUCUACCAGAGUAUUGAAGCUUCCCUUCUUCUUUCCUGAAGAAAUUCAAUGGGCACAACACCAGUAGAGAGACAAUUCUGUUUUCUUCUGAAUUGGAAGUCUGAUAGAUAUUUCGUUUGAUUAUGUGGAUUCCACACAAUCAUCAUUAGCCUUAACAUGGAUGACAUUUCUCUGGCACAUGAUUUGAGAAGACCGUUGUCUUGAUGAAUAUAGGAUUUCCACUCUUGAAUCAGAUGUACCAGUCUUUCUGGAAUCUGCUGUCAAGUAGUGUCCGAAGAGGUACUAAUUGAAUAAUUGCGUCUAUGUUUUCUUUUCUU
This is a messenger RNA of Magnolia sinica, 2362 nucleotides long. RefSeq lists its product as uncharacterized. Lineage: Eukaryota; Viridiplantae; Streptophyta; Magnoliopsida; Magnoliales; Magnoliaceae. The transcript is spliced from 12 exons. The record is from RefSeq and is a predicted model, not a curated record. Bases 75 to 1505 code for a protein of 476 amino acids.